Jatropha curcas is the source of this 2742-nucleotide messenger RNA. Its product is annotated as Pentatricopeptide repeat (PPR) superfamily protein. Gene Ontology annotation, biological process: RNA modification. The record is from RefSeq and is a predicted model, not a curated record. Gene Ontology annotation, molecular function: protein binding; RNA binding. NCBI's taxonomy places the organism in Eukaryota, Viridiplantae, Streptophyta, Magnoliopsida, Malpighiales, Euphorbiaceae.
CCUUUCAUUUUUUAUACUGUUGCUUUACACAAAGGGAAAGGGGAAAAAGGGCGGGGAAGGGAAAACAAACUGAAAUGAGAUACAAAGAAUUGUCAAGAUUAAGACUAAGCUUCCUAUUGCAUAAUCAACUCUACAAAAGACGUUUUUACUUUCAAUUGAGAAAUUUCUCCUACUUAACCCAUCAGCUACCUCUAGAUCCUCCUCAAUUUGACCAUAAUAUUGCCUCUAUUCAUUAUAUCUUUUCACAUCCAUGUUUUAAUCUUCUGGGCUUCUGCAAAAACAUCUAUUCUCUCAAGAAAGUUCACGGAUUACUCAUUGUUGAUGGCCUCGAUGGUGAUCUUUUAUGCAAUACCAAAUUGGUUAGCUUGUAUGGUUCUUUUGGGGACAUAGAUGCUGCGCGUGUGGUGUUUGAUAGAAUACCUAACCCAGAUCUUUACUCUUGGAAAGUGAUGCUAAGAUGGUAUUUUUUGAGUGAUUUGUAUUGGGAAAUUUUUGGGCUUUAUAGCCGUAUGAAGAUUUGCGUAAAAGAGUAUGAUAAUGUUAUGUUUUCGAUAGUGUUGAAGGCGUGUAGUGAAUUGCGCUGUAUUGAUGAGGGGAGGAAAAUACACUGUCAAGUUGUCAAGGUGGGCGAUCCUGAUAGUUUUGUGUUGACUGGUCUUGUAGAUAUGUAUGCUAAAUGCGGAGAGAUUGAGAGUUCUCGUCACGUGUUCGAUGAAAAUCUUGAUAGAAAUGUGGUUUCUUGGACUUCAAUGAUUGCGGGAUAUGUACAGAAUGAUUGCCCUGCAGAAGGAUUGACUUUGUUCAAUAGAAUGAGAGAAGGAUUUGUUGGGGGUAACCAAUUUACCUUAGGCAGCUUAGUUACUGCAUGCACAAAACUAGGGGCUUUGCAUCAAGGGAAGUGGGUUCAUGGGUUUGCGAUUAAGAGCGGUGUUGAACUUAAUUCUUACUUGGUGACAGCUCUUCUAGAUAUGUAUGUCAAAUGUGGAGUCAUAAAAGAUGCUAGGUCUGUAUUUGAUGAGCUAUCUAGUGUUGAUCUUGUCUCUUGGACGGCUAUGAUUGUUGGGUAUACACAAAGUGGCCUUUUUCACGAGGCUUUGAAGUUGUUUAUGGAUGAGAAAUUUGAUGCCUUGCCUAAUGAUGUUACCAUUGUAACUGUAUUGUCGGCAUGUGCACAGUUGGGGAAUUUGAAUUUGGGAAGGUCAGUUCAUGGUCUUGGGAUUAAACUUGGGUUUAGGCAAUCUACUGUUGCAAAUGCUUUGGUGGACAUGUAUGCAAAAUGCCAUAUGAAUAGAGAUGCGUCUUUCAUAUUUGAGAGAAUCUCUCACAAGGAUGUUGUUGCCUGGAAUUCUAUUAUUUCUGGAUAUUAUCAGAAUGGGUCUGCAUAUGAAGCCCUUGAAUUAUUUCAUCAAAUGAGAAUGGAAUUGGUCUUGCCUGAUGCAGUCACACUGGUCAGUGUUUUCUCAGCAUGUGCUCUCCUUGGUGCUCUCCGAGCUGGUUCUUCUCUCCAUGCUUACUCUAUAAAGGAGGGUCUUUUAUCAUCUAAUGUCUAUGUUGGCACUGCACUUUUGACCUUUUAUGCCAAAUGCGGGGAUGCUAAUUCUGCACGAACAGUUUUUGAUAGUAUGGGAGAGAAAAACAAUGUCACCUGGAGUGCAAUGAUUGGUGGUUAUGGAAUUCAAGGGGAUGCCAACGGUUCCCUUGCACUUUUCAAUGAUAUGUUGAAGAAAGACUUGAAACCGAAUGAAAUAAUCUUCACAACCAUUUUAUCUGCCUGCAGUCAUACAGGGAUGGUUGGGGAGGGAUGGAAUCUUUUCAUUUCAAUGUGCAAAGAACAUAACUUUGUGCCUUCGAUGAAGCAUUAUGCAUGCAUGGUUGAUCUAUUGGCUCGAUCUGGCAGGCUUGAAGAAGCCUGGGAGUUUAUAGACAAAAUGCCAGUUCAACCCAAUGUUAGUUUGUUUGGUGCAUUUCUCCAUGGAUGUGGGCUGCAUUCAAGAUUUGAUCUUGGAGAGAUAGCAAUAAGGAGAAUGCAAGAGUUACAUCCUGAUGAAGCUUGUUAUUAUGUGCUUAUAUGCAAUUCGUAUGCUUCUGAUGGAAGAUGGAAUCGAGUUAAGGAGGUAAGGGAGUUGAUGAAGCAAAGAGGAUUAACAAAAUCCCCUGGGUGUAGCCUCAUGGAGAUGGAUAUUGGCUAUGAUUUCUCAUUGCCCAGAGUUGCGUCUCUUGCAUAGGCCAUAACUUAUGCAUAUAACAGAAGGUGCAUUCACAGGCAAUACAAGGAAAUACCAAUUUGAAGAGACAAUUAUAGGAUAAAAAUCAGUUCAUCUACAGAAUUUUAUGCUAGGAGGAUUUUUUUUGAUGUGGCUCUAAAGUUCUUUGUAUCUGUGAACAUGGCCGUGAAGAGAAGAAUUAUAAUGCGCUACCUGACCAUUGAGAAGUAAGUGGAAAGUUUCCCAUCUGGUGAUCACUCCAUCACAACUUCAUGAGUGAGAAGAAAAUGCAUAUUUUCAAGGGGCUGGUUCAGUUGAAUGAACAGGAUUUCAUGCGGCUGGUAAGUGAUUUGUAAAUUGUAAUGGAGGAAUAAAAUUUACAACUAGCGGAGUAUCAUCACAAUUUGUGAGCGAGAUGCUACUAGAUGCUUUGGAGAACCCUUGCUGAGUUACACUUAAUGUAUACACUCUCCGAUUCCAAAUACUUGUCACAUUUGUAAAUUUUACAAAUGAUAAAUUAUUUUUUUACAUUUUUAUC